UAUUUUCUCCGAAGUUCACAGGGGGAAGGGUGUUAUUACAGUUACAGUUGCAUUUAGAGCUUUUUGUGCCUAAUUCCUAUUCAUUUUAUUUUGCCCACAAAGGCACAGCAAACAAUGGGCGGACAUCACGGAGAACCCUACAAGGUGCCAAAUCCAUCGAUCUACAAGGUGGAAAACGUACCACAGCUGGUGGAAGUGAAAGAAGCUCUGGCUCGCCAGGGAUUGAGUGAUCCAUGGCUGAGGAAUGAAGCCUGGCGCUACGAGAAGAAGGCCUUCGGCACCCACAGAUCUCGUCUGAACGCCUUUCUCUUCCGCGGUCUCGGCGUUGGCUUUUGCGCCUUUCUUGCGACCAUCGCCGUCGAGUACGGUCUGGGCAUUGGCAAGGGCCAGGGCGGCCAUGGGCACGGUCACGACGACAAAGGCCACCAUUAGUGAAAUUAAAUAAACAUGUGUUACACUCUGAAUUAAUUUUAUUCGCAGUUCAUACUGUCGAUUAACUCCAAACUAAAACAAGCCUCCAAUCAAUUGA
This is a messenger RNA of Drosophila miranda, 529 nucleotides long. RefSeq names its product NADH dehydrogenase [ubiquinone] 1 beta subcomplex subunit 3. Lineage: Eukaryota; Metazoa; Arthropoda; Insecta; Diptera; Drosophilidae. Bases 115 to 432 code for a protein of 105 amino acids. Gene Ontology annotation, cellular component: mitochondrion. The transcript has 3 exons. The record is from RefSeq and is a predicted model, not a curated record. Gene Ontology annotation, biological process: electron transport chain; mitochondrial respiratory chain complex I assembly.